AUGGCCGGUAUAUCCCAUGUUCUUGUUCUCAGUAUUGGCAACCCAGGAGUAUAUCUCAACACCUUGCACUCCGCCGGCCAUGUCGCGCUCGAGGCAUUGCGCCGUGAAUUGAUGUUACCACCGUUUGCGCCGAACCGGCUGUACACUGGCAAGUAUGCACCAGUAACAACGUCAGGUGCAGGCAAAGGUACUCAAUAUACGCUGAUGCAAAGCCCAACACUCAUGAACGUUUCUGGUCCGUGGGUUGCAAAAGUAUGGAAAGGCGCUUUAAAGGCCCAGGACGACACAGAGUCGACUCGACCGGCUGAUAAACUAGGUCUUGUUCUCAUACACGACGACUUGGAGAUGGAGCUCGGCGAUCUCUCGGUACGACCCUGGACGCGCAGUCCGCGUGGGCAUAAUGGCCUGAAGAGCAUUGCCACAAGACUCCGACCAAGCGAGGUUAACGGAGCACAAUGGGCCCGAUUAUCAGUGGGCAUCGGCCGCCCGGAAGAGCGAGACAGGGAUGCGGUGGUCGACUAUGUCCUACGUCAGAUGACAAUUGCAGAGCGUUCUGCACUCGAAAGCCUCGGGCCAGGCCUUGUUAAGACACUGCGGACAAUCGAAACACAAUGGGCCGCAAAGGAACUCUAG
Sporothrix schenckii 1099-18 is the source of this 633-nucleotide messenger RNA. Its product is annotated as peptidyl-tRNA hydrolase, PTH1 family. The coding region runs from base 1 to 633 and encodes 210 amino acids. Gene Ontology annotation, molecular function: peptidyl-tRNA hydrolase activity. NCBI's taxonomy places the organism in Eukaryota, Fungi, Ascomycota, Sordariomycetes, Ophiostomatales, Ophiostomataceae. The transcript has a single exon. The record is from RefSeq and is a predicted model, not a curated record.